Messenger RNA from Mercenaria mercenaria, 2594 nucleotides. RefSeq names its product probable methyltransferase-like protein 24. The transcript has 6 exons. Lineage: Eukaryota; Metazoa; Mollusca; Bivalvia; Venerida; Veneridae. The record is from RefSeq and is a predicted model, not a curated record. The coding region runs from base 1188 to 2135 and encodes 315 amino acids.
UAAAAUGAUUAAUGUAUUAAAAGAAAGCAUGUAACUCAGAUCGGAACUAACAGACCUGUCGGUAAUUUAAGUGUUUAGGAAUAAAGAAAAAUAAUGUUGAUGAUGAUUUUAUAGAAAAAAGGCAUAACAUUUUGUCAGGUGGUGGGUGGUCGAAGUCAAACCGUCAUAACUAACAAUAGCAUAAAUAAACUUUUUAACGGAAGAUUAAACAUUUUCGGGUUUGUUUUGUUUUGUUGGAUUAAACUUCGCACCGACACAAGUAUAGGUCAUAUGGCGACUUUCAAGCUUUGAUGGUGGAGGAAGACACCAAAUGCCCCUCGGUGCAUUAUUUCAUCACACACGGGCUCCUGGGUAGAUUCACCGAUCUUCCGUGAAUCAUCUGGAUGGCUUUCACACAUGUAGAAUUCAACGCCUCGAGCAAGGCUCGAACCCGUAUCGGUGAGAGGCAAAUGAUUUGAAGUCUGAACUGUAUUAUACAUCAGAGCUACUUCAUCAUUUACAAUACAUAAACAGUCUAUAUUUUCUUUUAUCUUAUCUACAAAUCAGCAGUAACGUAUUAAUAUUUUACUUGAUACCAACCAGAGAAACUAUAAUAGAUUAUAAUUCGGCUUUUAAGAAUCUAAGGUCGAAGUGCGAUCUUUUGUGGACUUGAAUUUGUCUGCAUGUUAUCCGUUUUAAUUUACACUAAUUUUAAAAAAAUUCCUCUUUAUAAUGUAUUAAUUUCAUCCUGUAAUAAUAGCCAAAUUUCUGAAAUGGUCGUAAUGACAAUGGUAAUAAAACAAAAUUCAAAGUUAAUAAGCACAGAUAUAAACUGCAUAAUGAACCUUAAAACAUCUGAUUAGGCAUCAGCAGCUACAAUACAAGUUAUUUUGGCUAUAGACAUUAAAUAUGUGGCCGAUCUGAUCAACAUAUCAUGGUAUAAGCCACCUUUUAAAUAAUUUGUGUCAGCGAGUGAUUAUAAUUUUGGCACUGGGUAUCUAAACUAUAUUAGGCAUUUAUUAUGCUGUUUUAAGCAAAUAAGAGUGGUUUAUAGUGUUAGCUAAGCUUUACAUUUAUCUUAGAGUUAUGCAAGAACAAAAUUUGCUAAAAAGAUACACAUCUUAGGCGUCACGUAUUGAUCAUUUCCUGAAAAUGCGCAUCUCACAAAGCUAGUUUUAUGAAUAAGAAUAUGAAUUGAACUCUACAUUAUGGCGUUUAUAGUAAUGAAUAUAUUUUUGUUUUUUGCCAUAUUCAUUAUAUGUUUUUUGAAUGGAUACCAUCGUCUUCUGACAAAGAGUAAACAGACACAAGAAGAACGAAUAUGUGAACAAGUGAUUGAUAGUAAUAGGCUAUAUCUAUUACCUUCUGAUUAUAUCAUAGACAGUAUGGACAACGAUACACUGUAUCAUAUAUUUGACAAAUAUGUCAACAGUUACCAGUUCCGCUGUUGUAAUGUAUCAAGACAAGGCAAGCGGGUUGGGUCCGGGAAAUACAUUUGUGCAGAUGACCGAUUCAAGCCAAGUUCUCCGUGCCUAAUUUAUUCCUUCGGAUCCAAAUUCGAUUUUGUCUUCGAAAAUGCCGUUUGGAGAUCAUUCAAAUGUGAAAUACAUACAUUUGAUCCAAGUUUAUCAUUUGAGGAGUCUCAAAUUCCUUACUUCGUAAAUUUUCAUCUUAUUGGACUCUCUGGAAAUGAUUUUAAUCAAACCAAACCAGAGAUUUGGAAACACCAUAAUAGACCACUUCGAAAGGUGUGGGGGAUGCAAAGGCUUUCGACAAUCCAAAAAGUACAUUCGCAUAAAAAAAAAGUUAUUGACAUUCUUAAGAUUGACAUAGAAGGAUGGGAAUGGGAUGCCUUGCCGGAUAUCCUCCAGACGGGGUCAUUGAGUAAUGUGAAACAAAUCUGCAUUGAAGUACAUUUUGGAUUUAGUUUUAAGCAUAUUAUUAAAAACAAUGGAAAAUUGUCAUUGAAAUUUACGUCAAACACAUGGGGUAAUGUUUCGAUAAAGAAUCAGUUAAAGAUCCUGAAACGGUUAUAUGAAACUGGCUUUAGAAUUUUUAUGUAUCGGACAUUUAAUUGGGGAUCACUCUAUAUUAAAGGUAGAAAAAUUAGCAAUCUAGACGAAUUAUCAUUAAUUAAUAUAAAUUUCUAUAAAUGAAAUUUUAGCGCUUCUGACUGAACAUUUAUACUUUGUUACCUAUCUUGGUAAAACAAUGAAUGCAUAGAUCAUUAUUUCUUAAUUCCUCGCUAACAAGGCAAUGUAUUCAAGGUAUUGACUGUAACGUCCUUACGUAUCUACAAGUGACUCUGUACUCGUCGUUGACCUCAUCGACUUCUGCAAUUGUACUCGCGUAGAUAAGACACUAUAAAUUCUAACUUUUAACAUACUUCUGGUUUUACUCUUUUUGCACUCAUUCUUAUUGUUAGAAUUUCGUUUUCCCAAUUUACGAUAACAUGUACAUUUUUCAAGUUAGCUUAGAUCAUAGGCCGUUAACACUGAAGAGUUUUAUGUUGAGGAAAAGCAUUAAAUUAAAAAAGUUAAAUAUCGAUUCUUGUAUUAGGAUAUCAUGUUAAUAGAUUGAGGAUCAAAUAAUGAUUUAUUAAAAAAUAACUGUUG